This is a messenger RNA of Gadus chalcogrammus (walleye pollock), 4162 nucleotides long. RefSeq names its product tyrosylprotein sulfotransferase 1 (gene tpst1). The transcript is spliced from 7 exons. Bases 1472 to 2614 code for a protein of 380 amino acids. Gene Ontology annotation, biological process: peptidyl-tyrosine sulfation. Gene Ontology annotation, cellular component: Golgi apparatus. The record is from RefSeq and is a predicted model, not a curated record. Lineage: Eukaryota; Metazoa; Chordata; Actinopteri; Gadiformes; Gadidae. Gene Ontology annotation, molecular function: protein-tyrosine sulfotransferase activity.
AACUUUGAUAAACACUAAUAGAUUAAUUUCUAGUUAGAAGCAUCCACUGUCAACAGAACGGUGAUCUACACUUGGACACCUAGUGUAUCCUUUAAAUCUUGCUUCUCACCUCUUUCUCCAUUUGUUCUUGUGCAAGUACUUUUUAAAAUCCGUCCUCAGAUCUGCCGGUCAUUGUCUGACCCAUUGUGGGUAAGUGAGAUUCCUAGGUUUAGGUUUCCAUAGGAUUAGAGUUAAGGUUAGAGUUUGCCCUCAUUCACUUGAGCUCUUGUGGCAUAAUUUGCAUUCAGUGAUAUGUGAUUAUCUGUUUUAGAAAUGACAAUAACAUGGAUUAACAUGUCAAAUGUAUUGAUUAUUGCUUGUGUGACUACAAGGCUCUACAUUUGUGUGGCUGUUGAACAUCUAUUCUUUGUUAAUAUUAAGAGGAUUUUCAUUCUGUUUUUAUUGAGUGAUAUUAUCCAAGUCAGUCCUGCGUCUAUUUUAUGCUUUAAAACAUUCUUAUUUAGAAUAGCUUUCGAAAUAAUUUAAGACUUGAUAAACGUACUUGAGGUUGAGGUUUGGCACAGUAGGCUAUAACUGCAUAUUGAGGAUAUGAUUUUUUGGAGAGCAUUAGAAAAAAUGCUUUUACUAAUGUAUUGGUAGACAGUCUUUGAAUUCCUAUAGAUUUGUACAUUUUUGAAACAUGAGAUGCAGCCUUUAUUGAAAUUCAUAAACAAACUGUCGAUAUGGUAGGCUAAUAUGAAUAAUUGCAGGUCGUUGACGUAGCGUGUGAAUACAAAAGUGUAUUGCAAUAUGCUAUAUUUGUGUCAACACUUUCCUUUAAUUAAUUUGGCACUCACGGCAAAAUACCAAUUAACUGCUUCUUAUGCCUUUAACAUAAUUAACUCACAUACAUAGGUCUACUCCUGGGACAUAAAAUAAAACAAGGUAGGCCUACCCUUAUAAUUUACAACCACAACACGCUGUUUCUUUAAAUACGCUAUAACCCCGCCCCCUGUCAUACUGGACCAAUCCGCGGCACUGGCACAGAUACGUCUUUGAAUUAUGGUCCAAUAUUAACUCGCCUCUCAAGAACAGCAGGACAUUAGCGGACUACUGCUUUUUUUUUAAUAUGAACUAUCUCAAUAGUCAUCAAGCCUUUUAAGAAACGGGUGAUGCGACGCACCACGUCUGACCACCGAAGACGACCCGGGAUGUACAGACCGAUGCGUGGGACUCUUGGGCAAGGUUCACGUUGAACCCGCGAAUCCACGACGGCUCGUGCGUAUGAGGCCUCAUGGAGUUAGGGACUCAACGACUGUUGUGCACCAGGCAUCUUGGUCCACACCUGGUCCACAGAAGCAAACCUUGACACCGGGUGGGAACCAUCAACACUCUGCCUUGUUCCAUCCCCCUCCCGCCCCAUCCACAUUCUCCCUCCUGCGAAGCUAAGUUGUCCAGGCUGCCCCAACGCAGCCCACCUGUGGACCUGAAAAUGCUGGGGAAGCUGAAGCAGAACAUGCUGGUGGCCUGCCUGGUCAUCAGCUCCAUCACGGUAUUCUACCUAGGCCGCCACGCCAUGGAGUGCCACCACCGCUUCGACGAGCACAGCCAGCCGGGCGGCGUCCUCCCGCUGUCUGCGCUGGGGGGCAGCAUGCGGACCACCCUGAGGACGGGCCAGAACCUGAGCACCCCUUUCAUCUACAAUAAGGACAUGCCGCUGGUGUUCAUCGGCGGGGUUCCCCGCAGCGGCACCACGCUCAUGCGAGCCAUGAUGGACGCCCACCCGGAGGUGCGCUGCGGCGAGGAGACCCGCGUCAUUCCCCGCAUCCUGGCCAUGAAGCAGAUGUGGAGCCGCUCGGGCCGGGAGAAGAUGCGCCUGGACGAGGCGGGCGUCACGGACGAAGUGCUGGACGCCGCCAUGCAGGCCUUCCUCCUGGAGAUCAUCGUCAAACACGGCGAGCCAGCCAACUUCCUCUGCAACAAGGAUCCGUUCGCCCUGAAGUCGCUCUCCUACCUGGCCAAGAUCUUCCCCCAGGCGAAGUUUGUGCUGAUGAUUCGCGACGGACGCGCCUCGGUCCACUCCAUGAUCUCGCGGAAGGUGACCAUCGCGGGGUUUGACCUGGGCAGCUACCGGGACUGCCUGACCAAGUGGAACCGGGCCAUAGAGACCAUGUACACUCAGUGCCUGGACGCAUCUGACAAGUGUCUGCCGGUGCAUUAUGAACAGCUAGUCCUGCAUCCUGAAAAAUGGAUGAGGACACUGCUGAAAUUCCUUGACAUUCCCUGGAAUGACGCUGUGCUCCACCACGAGGAGCUCAUCGGGAAAGUCGGAGGGGUGUCACUCUCCAAGGUGGAGAGGUCCACAGACCAGGUGAUCAAGCCGGUCAACGUGGAGGCCCUGUCCAAGUGGGUGGGAAAGAUGCCCACGGACGUGCUGCGGGACAUGCCGGCCAUUGCCCCCAUGCUAGCCCGACUGGGCUACGACCCCCAUGCCAACCCCCCCAACUAUGGACGACCCGACCAAAAGGUCCUGGACAACACACGAAGGGUCUUUAAAGGAGAAUUUCAGCUCCCAGAUUUUCUAAAAGAACAGUCACAGCUUCAGAAAUCUCCAGAGAAGCCCAGUCCCACCUAGAGAGAUGAGGCGUGUUGCGUCACCACAGAGUCGUCUUGGAGAUCUGCAGCCUGUUACCCCCUGAUACACUCAUCGGAGGGACAUAAGCAAGGACGGACAUGCCAUGAAAACACCGCCUUGUUCACCGCCUUCCAUGGGCCUCUCCCGGCCCCCCUCUCUCCUCUAUCUGUCGCUACCGUAAAGCCGGACGAGGACUGUGCUCAUCUGGGGUCCUGCUGCUGGCCCUCACCAUACUGUCUGCGCAGAACUCUUUGCCUUGGGUGUUGUAGUGUAAAGGAAAUGUUUAUCACAACAGUGACCACAGAAUGUUUUAUUUCAGCCCCACGUCAUGCUCAUCGGAAUUACGUUUAGACAUUAUUAAUGUGCUUUAUAACAAACCUAUGAUUCUGUUAUGAGGAACUGCAGUGAAGUAAACACUGCAGGAUGUAUUUAUGGAGAAAUGUUAGCUUUUUAAAGAGGCAUUAUCUAUUUUAAUGUUUAAUUUUUUCAUGCUUUUGUAUCGUGCAAUUUAAUUGGUACAGUUUAAUUAUUGACUGUGAUAAACGAAUGGUUUCAAAUAAUAACAUUGAGUCCAUUUCUUUCGUAAACCAAGAACUUAUCUUUAAACGAAGUUAUCGUCCCAAGAUGCAAAAUACCAGCAGCUGCAAGAGAUGUUCAGGUUGGGUUGGUGAAAAGUGUAAGUUCAAGAAUAGAGUGAUGGAUGAAACAUGAAGAGACUAUGGGGAAGGAACUGAAUCCAUGUAUACCGUUCACAUAUGUACAAUGUUGGUGCGCAAAGAUGAUUCUAGCACAUAAAAAUUUACUUUAAAUCUGCACAUUCUUUAAUUCAACUACAAAACACUUACUGGUAUGUUAAUGUUAAUCAUGAAUUGGCAUGUUUCAAAUGUAUGUCUUUAAAUUGAGUCUGCUGUUAUUGUCCCUGUUUGCCAAUGCUGUCAUUUGAAGUAAGGAGAAACACAUAAUCGAACAACCCUUUUUAAUAAUACGUUACAUUCAAGGCAAAUAAUACAUCCUUAACAAUACAUACUCAGCAAUGCAAAUGUUGGCUGUCUAAAUAAAUAGCUUUAAAAUCUUUGUCAGUGCACAACAUUGAGAAUUAACACUUAACAGUCAACGUAUAACAAAGAUUUCGGCACACAUUCUGUUGCACAGUAUACAACUCAAACUAGUAGGCAUUCACAAGAGUGCCAUCAAAACAAAAGUAAAAAAUAGAUCUUAAGAUAACUUUUUAUGCUUUCUUCUACUGUCCUCAUAGAAAUAUUGGGCUCUUCGGUCGUAUUUACAGCGAGAAAGACUUUCGGAGGAGUUCAACAUAAACAACAUAAAGUACACAUAUAGAAUCUAAGAUCACCAUAUAUAUAUUUUUCAAAAAUAUUGUACACACAUAGUAAACAGUCAGUCUUCAAGAUGCAGUAUUAAAUUGCACGUUGUCGUCAUGCCACAGAGGGGGCUAUAAUCAAGGCUUUGGUACACAACAUCCUGAUUGGAAGAAAGUCCAGCCCCAUUUCCACCACGUUACAUUCUGUCUCCGGAGGUCCCAGUAGCAGA